This is a messenger RNA of Anoplopoma fimbria (sablefish), 1043 nucleotides long. It is a transcript of the gene gamt, whose product is annotated as guanidinoacetate N-methyltransferase. Gene Ontology annotation, cellular component: nucleus; cytoplasm. Gene Ontology annotation, biological process: creatine biosynthetic process. The record is from RefSeq and is a predicted model, not a curated record. Lineage: Eukaryota; Metazoa; Chordata; Actinopteri; Perciformes; Anoplopomatidae. Bases 206 to 913 code for a protein of 235 amino acids. The transcript is spliced from 6 exons. Gene Ontology annotation, molecular function: guanidinoacetate N-methyltransferase activity.
UUGUCUACAGAGGAUCUUUGAAGCCUCCUCGCCUCUCUGGGAAUGUGUGCGAGCCUUUGACCUGUAGUGGGACUUAUGCGGUGUCAGCACUUCUGGGCCCGAUAUAAACGGCCGCCUCCUGCCUUUCACUCUCUUCUGUGCGGAGACAGAGUCUGCCACAACCGUUCACCAGAACCAAACCGCCUCCUCCAUAUCAAAAAACAAAAUGAGCACCGCGGCCCAGCCCAUAUUCAGCAAAGGAGAGGACUGCAAGUCCUCCUGGCACGACGCUGGCGCCGGCUACAAUGAGACCGACACACACCUGGAGAUCAUGGGCAAACCCGUGAUGGAGCGCUGGGAGACCCCGUACAUGCAUUCCCUGUCGACCGUUGCAGCCUCAAAAGGCGGUCGCGUCCUGGAGAUCGGUUUCGGCAUGGCCAUCGCCGCCACUAAGCUCGAGUCUUACCCCAUCGAGGAGCACUGGAUCAUCGAGUGCAAUGACGGUGUCUUCGCCAGACUGGAGAACUGGGCCAAGUCUCAGCCACAUAAGGUCGUCCCUCUGAAGGGCCUCUGGGAGAACGUUGUUCCCACCCUGCCAGAUAACCACUUUGAUGGUAUCCUUUAUGACACAUACCCUCUGUCAGAGGACAAAUGGCACACUCACCAGUUUGACUUCAUUAAGGGUCACGCUCACAGGCUGCUGAAGUCUGGCGGCGUCCUCACUUACUGCAACCUGACUUCCUGGGGCGAGCUGCUCAAGACCAAAUACGACAACAUCGAGAAGAUGUUUGAGGAGACCCAGGUGCCUCAUCUGCUGCAAGCCGGCUUCAAGAAGGAGAAGAUUAGCACCACCACCAUGGACAUUGCACCACCCACCGAAUGCAAAUACUAUUCCUUCAAUAAGAUGAUCACUCCAACAAUCCUCAAGGACUAAAGUCCCAAAACCGUCCUACAACCUUCUUUUUUUUUUUUACAAUGAUGUGCCUUCUCACAUGAGCCUUCUGACCACCUCACUCUGUUUAUUUCACUGUCUGCCAUAUUUUCAAUAAACACAAGUCCAUCCC